Molecule: messenger RNA, 3928 nt
Organism: Carcharodon carcharias (great white shark)
Lineage: Eukaryota; Metazoa; Chordata; Chondrichthyes; Lamniformes; Lamnidae
Gene: polr3b
Product: polymerase (RNA) III (DNA directed) polypeptide B
Exons: 28
Coding region: 35-3433 (1132 amino acids)
Biological process (GO): DNA-templated transcription
Cellular component (GO): RNA polymerase III complex
Molecular function (GO): ribonucleoside binding; DNA binding; DNA-directed RNA polymerase activity
Source: RefSeq, a predicted model, not a curated record
CCGGACCGGGUUUGGCGGCGGACACGAGGUGGUCAUGGAGAUUCUGGCCGCCGAAUUCGGGGAUUUGGACCCGGGAUCGCUGGCGGCACCGAUCCGGGAGGUGGAGGAAAAAUGGAAGCUGCUCCCUGCUUUUUUGAAGGUCAAAGGUCUGGUGAAGCAGCACAUUGACUCGUUCAACUACUUUAUAAAUGUCGAGAUUAAGAAAAUCAUGAAAGCCAAUGAGAAGGUGACCAGUGAUGCUGAUCCAAUGUGGUAUUUAAAAUACCUGAAUAUUUAUGUUGGAGUCCCAGAUGUUGAAGAAAGUUUCAAUGUAACCAGGCCUGUUGCUCCACAUGAGUGUCGCCUCAGAGACAUGACGUACUCUGCCCCGAUCACAGUGGACAUUGAAUACACAAGAGGAAGUCAGCGAAUAAUACGCAAUGCACUACCCAUCGGCAGGAUGCCGAUAAUGCUGCGGAGUUCUAACUGUGUGCUUACAGGGAAGACCCCAGCAGAAUUUGCAAAGCUGAAUGAAUGUCCUCUGGAUCCAGGUGGCUAUUUCAUUGUUAAAGGUGUCGAAAAAGUUAUUCUCAUCCAGGAACAACUGUCAAAAAACAGAAUAAUUGUGGACGCAGACAGGAAAGGAACGGUUGGUGCCUCUGUGACCAGCUCUACGCAUGAGAAGAAAAGUAGAACCAAUCUGGUUGUGAAGCAAGGGAGGUACUACCUGCGACACAACACACUGUCAGAGGACAUCCCCAUUGCGAUAAUAUUCAAGGCUAUGGGGGUAGAGAGCGAUCAAGAGAUUGUACAAAUGAUUGGUACGGAGGACCCCGUGAUGUCUGCCUUCGCUCCAAGCCUGGAAGAGUGUCAGAAAGCCCAGAUCUUCACCCAGAUGCAGGCAUUGAAGUAUAUUGGGAAUAAAGUGCGCAGGCAAAGAAUGUGGGGAGGACCGAAGAAAACCAAGAUGGAAGAGGCUCGGGAGCUGCUUGCAUCGACUGUACUUACCCACGUCCCUGUCAAAGAAUUCAACUUCCGUGCAAAGUGCAUCUACACAGCCGUCAUGGUACGCAGGGUGAUUCUAGCCCAAGGAGCAAACAAAGUGGAUGACCGAGAUUAUUACGGCAACAAGCGUCUGGAGUUGGCUGGACAGCUUCUCUCUCUGCUCUUUGAAGACUUGUUCAAAAAGUUCAAUUCAGAGUUGAAGAAGAUUGCGGACCAGAUCAUCCCCAAGCAGCGAGCAGCCCAGUUUGAUGUCGUGAAACAUAUGCGGCAAGACCAGAUCACAAAUGGCAUGGUUAAUGCCAUCUCAACAGGAAACUGGUCUCUCAAAAGAUUCAAAAUGGACCGUCAAGGGGUGACCCAGGUGUUGUCUCGAUUGUCCUAUAUUGCUGCUCUGGGUAUGAUGACCAGGAUCUCCUCUCAGUUUGAAAAGACCAGGAAAGUGAGUGGUCCAAGAUCACUUCAGCCGUCACAAUGGGGAAUGCUGUGUCCUUCAGACACUCCUGAAGGAGAGGCUUGUGGUUUAGUGAAGAAUUUGGCGCUGAUGACACACAUCACGACAGAUAUGGAGGAUGGGCCCAUAAUCAAACUUGCCUUUAAUCUGGGUGUUGAAGAUGUAAAUCUGCUUUGUGGAGAAGAGCUUUCAUACCCAAAUGUGUUCAUUGUAUUUCUAAAUGGUAACAUCUUGGGUGUAAUACACGACCAUCAGAAGCUGGUGAAAACGUUCCGUUUGAUGCGCCGAGCGGGAUACAUCAAUGAAUUUGUUUCUAUCUCUACGAACCUGACAGAUCGCUGUGUGUAUAUUUCUUCUGAUGGAGGCAGACUUUGCAGGCCCUACAUCAUUGUGAAGAAUGGAAAACCAGCGGUAACAAACAAGCAUAUUGAAGAGCUUUCUCAGGGCUACAGAUCCUUUGAAGAUUUCCUGCAUGAGGGGUUAGUGGAGUACCUCGAUGUCAAUGAAGAAAAUGAUUGUUAUAUUGCACUUUAUGAGCAUAUGAUCAAAAAGUCGACAACCCACUUGGAGAUUGAACCGUUUACACUGCUUGGUGUGUGUGCAGGGCUCAUUCCCUAUCCUCACCACAAUCAAUCUCCAAGGAACACCUACCAGUGCGCAAUGGGGAAACAAGCCAUGGGUACAAUAGGCUACAACCAGCGUAAUAGGAUUGACACCCUCAUGUACCUGCUUGCCUACCCUCAGAAGCCCAUGGUGAAGACCAAAUCCAUCGAACUGAUUGAUUUUGAAAAGCUACCAGCUGGGCAGAAUGCCACGGUUGCUGUGAUGAGCUACAGCGGUUAUGAUAUCGAAGAUGCUCUUGUCCUAAACAAGGCUUCUUUGGACAGAGGUUUUGGAAGGUGCCUGGUGUAUAAGAACGCAAAAUGUACACUGAAACGUUAUACCAAUCAAACUUUCGACAAAGUCAUGGGUCCAAUGCUCGAUGCAGCGACACGAAAGCCAAUUUGGCGGCAUGAAAUUUUAGAUGCAGAUGGCAUUUGCUCACCAGGUGAGAAAGUGGAAAACAGGCAAGUGCUGGUGAACAAAUCAAUGCCGACGGUUACACAGACUCCACUAGAGGGAACCGCACAAUCUCAACAGCCGCAGUUUCGCGAUGUUCCAGUCACCUACAAAGGAGCAACAGAUUCUUAUAUCGAGAAGGUGAUGAUCUCCUCAAACUCAGAAGAUGCAUUCUUAAUUAAAAUUCUACUGAGACAGACGAGGCGUCCGGAGAUUGGUGAUAAAUUCAGCAGCCGGCAUGGACAGAAAGGUGUCUGCGGUUUGAUUGUGCCUCAAGAAGACAUGCCAUUCUGCGAUAGUGGAAUCUGUCCAGAUAUCAUCAUGAAUCCUCAUGGUUACCCCUCCCGAAUGACAGUCGGUAAGUUGAUUGAGCUGCUGGCAGGGAAGGCUGGCAUCCUGGAUGGCAGGUUCCACUAUGGCACUGCCUUUGGCGGCAGCAAAGUCAAGGAUGUUUGCGAGGACCUGAUACAUUACGGCUAUAACUAUCUUGGCAAGGACUAUGUAACCUCUGGAAUCACUGGUGAACCAUUGGAGGCGUACAUUUACUUCGGCCCUGUGUACUAUCAGAAGCUGAAGCACAUGGUCCUGGAUAAGAUGCACGCUCGGGCCCGAGGUCCCCGGGCUGUCCUCACCAGGCAACCAACAGAAGGACGAUCUCGCGAUGGAGGUUUGCGGCUUGGUGAGAUGGAACGUGACUGCCUGAUUGGCUAUGGAGCCAGCAUGAUGCUGCUGGAGAGGUUGAUGAUCUCGAGUGAUGCGUUUGAGGUGGAUGUCUGCGGGCAGUGUGGUCUCCUGGGAUACUCUGGCUGGUGUCAUUACUGCAAGUCAUCGUGUCAUGUUUCCUCACUGCGUAUCCCAUAUGCCUGUAAACUGCUGUUCCAGGAGCUGCAGUCCAUGAACAUUGUGCCCAGAUUGAAGCUGGCCAGGUACAACGAAUAAUCUGCCCUGGAAAGUGAGGGAGGUGUUUAAGCAGAAAUGGCACAAAUUCUCGUGGCACAGAGAUUCUCCCCAGAGCAUCACCGGGCUGUGGAGGGAAGAUCGAAACCUCAGAUAUGUCUGUUUUAUGCUCCCUGUUCAGCUCUCAAGUUGACAAGGAGAGAGAAUCAUUUGCUUGUGAUUGAUGGGCUGAUACAAUACAGCAACACUGACUGUAGCUGCCUUCAUAAAGGUCUGGCUAGCUCUCUUGAAGCGAGGGAGCAGAGUUAAUACAAGGCCUUGUGUUUGUUCACCAAAAUUAGUUUUGCUAUCAAACAAGAAAACAAAACCGCCCGACAUCAUUCAGCUAUAAGCGUCACAGCUGGGAGUAGCUGAAUGGCCAAGACAGACUCGAAGAAGAAGGGUUAUUUAAUUUAAUUUUUGGAAGGUAGCUGUAUCUGUUUUAUUCUGUAUGCUAUGGAUACAUCAUUUCAAAUAAAUCUUUUUUUUACAAUAAAA